This is a messenger RNA of Humulus lupulus (European hop), 1277 nucleotides long. RefSeq names its product aquaporin PIP1-2-like. Bases 150 to 1007 code for a protein of 285 amino acids. The transcript has 4 exons. Gene Ontology annotation, molecular function: water channel activity. Gene Ontology annotation, cellular component: plasma membrane; vacuole; plasmodesma. Lineage: Eukaryota; Viridiplantae; Streptophyta; Magnoliopsida; Rosales; Cannabaceae. The record is from RefSeq and is a predicted model, not a curated record. Gene Ontology annotation, biological process: response to water deprivation; transmembrane transport.
ACUCAUUUUUAACACAACCUCAAACUCUCAAACCUAAGCUACUCAAUUUAUUCUCUCAACCCCUUCUUCGAUAUACUUCUUCUUUUCUUCUUCAUUUAACUAAUCACUUCUUAGUUUCAUUUGGUGAAAAAGAUAAUCAAGUUGUGAUCAUGGAGGGGAAAGAAGAAGAUGUUAGACUUGGAGCUAAUAGGUACAGAGAGGGACAGCCUAUAGGAACGGCUGCUCAGAGUCAAGACUCCAAGGACUACUCGGAGCCACCGCCUGCGCCGCUCUUCGAGCCCGGUGAGCUGUCCUCGUGGUCGUUUUACCGUGCAGGCAUAGCCGAGUUCGUGGCCACAUUCUUGUUCCUUUAUAUCACUGUUCUGACUGUUAUGGGCGUAGUCAAAGCGCCAACCAAAUGCACCACUGUGGGAAUCCAGGGAAUUGCCUGGGCCUUUGGUGGAAUGAUCUUUGCUCUUGUUUAUUGCACUGCUGGUAUUUCAGGGGGUCACAUUAACCCGGCGGUGACAUUCGGGCUGUUCUUGGCAAGGAAGUGUUCGUUGACGAGAGCGGUGUUUUACAUGAUAAUGCAGUGUUUGGGAGCCAUAUGCGGAGCCGCUGUGGUGAGGGGCUUCGAGAAGAAUCAGUACGUGCCGCUCGGUGGUGGCGCCAACACCGUCGCAGCCGGAUACACCAAAGGUGACGGCCUUGGUGCUGAGAUUGUUGGUACCUUUGUGCUUGUCUACACUGUCUUCUCAGCUACUGAUGCCAAGCGCAACGCCCGUGACUCCCAUGUUCCUAUACUGGCACCACUACCAAUUGGGUUUGCAGUGUUCCUAGUUCACUUGGCCACCAUCCCUAUCACAGGGACAGGUAUCAACCCAGCUAGAAGUCUUGGGGCUGCCCUUAUCUACAACAAAGAACAUGCUUGGGAUGACCAUUGGAUAUUUUGGGUAGGUCCUUUCAUUGGAGCAGCACUCGCAGCUUUGUACCAUCAAAUAGUGAUCAGAGCCCUUCCCUUCAAGUAGUGAAAUAUCCACCCAAAGUGGCUUUGCAAAAUGAUUGGGGGUCCAAAUUAUAUAUAAGUUAUUUACCCACAAAAUGUAUGCUUUUCUUUUUUAAUUUCUAUUCUCUUUCUUUUGUUUUGAGUACUUCCAUGUUGUUUUAUCCAAAUAACACUUUCUUUGUUAUGGUGUACCAAACAUGGUCUUGUGUGUAAUUAUAUAUAAUGAGGAAGCAAAUGAUCAGAAUGGUGCGGUGUUUCUUUAUUACUCAACACACACCUCUUUUUUCCACUA